CUUUUGAUAUGUGAACCCAUUUCGGUUGUGUUUUUUAAAACAUAAACUCAUUUGUUUACUGCGGAAAAUAGAACUUGAUAAAAAAAUAUAUACAAAACAUGAUUCUCGGCGCCCUGAGCUAUAUUCGCCCCUCAAUAUAUAUUUAUAUAUAUAUGAUGCAAAUACGUAUUUAGUUGGCUUUCCGUUCGGUGCGGUUUUUCUGUGUGAAUUUUAAAUGAAAGGAAUUUCAGCUUCGGCAAGCUAUCUAAAUAUCUACAAAGAAAUGCAUAAUUUUCAAAUAAUUGCAAACUCUACAAAUAUUUUCAUAGAAUGUUUAUGUUAUGAAAGUCAAUACCGAAAAUGUUAAGAGGAAAUGUAUAAAAUGUGGGACUAUUUAUAGAAAAAGAAAAUUGCCAAACAGCUGAACAAAAUAAAUAACAUUUAAAUAAAAUGCAAAUGAAAAGGCAUAAAAAAACCACUUUUAUUUAUUCAUAAAACCAUCUUGAUGCCUGCAGUUUUAAUUUUUAUUUCAGAUGCACAAAAAGUUCUUCUCAAAACAACACAAAAAUCAUAAAUAACCCAUAAACAUACUAUACACAGCACAGCAAGGGAGACCAGAACCUAAACAAUAUGAGCGAUAACACCCCGUCCGUGCCCUUGGCGGAGUUCAUAAACCCACCGGAUCCCACUGAGACCGAACCCUUUGUGCCCCUGGUGGAGGCCAAAAAAAUGAGUGAAACCCCGGUGGUGGCCCCUGCCACACCUACUGGCAAUGGCACGCCCACUCAGACGACGGCAAAUGGCAAUUCAACGGUGGCCACCAAAUCCGUCGCCGAUGAUAACAGUAUUUUCUCUGUAUUCUACACUUUGGGAAAAAAGGUGGCCAUCGUGGGUUCCAUCUAUCUGGUGGGCUAUAUGGGUUGGUCCGUGGCAUGGUUGAUUGCUCCUGUUAUCCUAUCGGUGGCUCGCGACCAGCUGGCAAAGACUUCCGAGAAGAAGCGUGAUAUUGCCAAGGCCUCGGCUUUGGCUUCAGAGAAGGAUGUGAUCCUGGCCAGAAUCGAUGAGUUGCCCGCCUGGGUUUACUUUCCUGAUGUGGAGCGUUGCGAGUGGCUGAAUAAGAUCCUGAAGCAAGUAUGGCCCAAUGCCAAUCACUUUGCUCGCACUUUAGUCAAGGAAACCAUCGAGCCCAAUGUGGCCUUAGCCCUGGCCAACUAUAAGAUGAAUGGAUUCCGUUUCGAUCGCAUAAUCCUGGGCACCAUUCCACCUCGCAUUGGCGGUGUAAAGAUCUACGACAAGAACGUGGAUCGCAAUGAGAUCAUUAUGGAUCUGGAUCUGUUCUAUGCCAGUGAUUGCGAUAUCAAUUUCUAUUUGGGUGGCAUGAAGGGUGGCAUCAAGGACUUCCAAAUCCAUGGCUGGGUUCGAGUUGUGAUGAAGCCUCUGAUCCGAUCGAUGCCGCUGGUCGGUGGACUGCAGAUCUUCUUCUUGAACAACCCAAAUAUCGAUUUCAAUUUGGUUGGAGUGAUUGAUUUCAUGGACAUGCCGGGUUUGAGUGAUUUGCUGAGAAGGAUCAUUGUGGAGCAGAUUGGUAAUGUAAUGGUGUUGCCCAAUAAGCUUCCCAUUUCUCUGAGUGAAGAGGUUUCGGCGGUGGCUUUGAAGAUGCCUGAACCAGAGGGCAUCCUCCGCAUUCACGUUGUUGAGGCCAAGGACCUAAUGAAGAAGGAUAUCAGUGUCUUGGGCAAGGGCAAGUCGGAUCCCUAUGCCAUCAUCAAUGUGGGAGCCCAAGAGUUUAAGACCCAGAUUAUAGACAAUAAUGUGAAUCCCAAGUGGGACUACUGGUGUGAGGCGUGUAUUUUUACAACUAUAGGCCACUAUAUUGGGUUUUCUUUGUGGGACUAUGAUCAGACAAUGCCAGGUGUACAGAGCGAUGAUGUAUUGGGCAGAGCCAGCAUCGACAUUGCCAGCGUGAUCAAGAAAGGUGUUGUGGAUAGUUGGCUAACCUUAGAAGAUGCCAAGCAUGGACUUCUUCAUGUUCGCCUGCAGUGGUACAAACUCACUGCCGAUCCCAAUGAUCUCCAACAGAUCUUACUGGAAACCCAACUCCUACGCGUUACCACCAUGAGCUCGGCAGUUCUCAGCGUUUUCAUUGAUUCGGCCAGGCAUUUGAAGCAAGCUCGUUCCAGCUCUAAGCCCGAUCCCUACCUCGUGUGCAGUGUCAACAAGCAGAAACAGCAGACGGCCAUGAUAAUGCGUGAUGAUUCUCCAGUUUGGGAACAGGGCUUCACUUUCCUGGUCAGCAAUCCCGAUAACGAGAGUCUGAACAUCAAGAUCUAUGACCAGAAGACCGGAAAUGACAUUGGCCAAUAUACCUACACGCUCAGCACUCUGCUUAAGCAAUUCAACAUGGAGGUUAUCCAGCAGCCCUUCCAACUGCAGAAAUCUGGUCCGGAAUCGAAGCUCUAUAUGUCUCUAUCUCUAAGAAUUCUGAAACCCGGUGAGAUUGACAAGGAAUCGGAUGCUUUGGAACAAGUGGCGGCCCUCACUCGCAGUAGUUCUGUUAAGACACCAGAAGUGGCUGUGGUGGCACCUCCAGCAUUUAAGGAAUCUCAAACAUCCAGCAAGCGUUUGUCCACCGAGUCGCCCAUCAGUGAGGAGGAUCCAGCGGUAGUUGCAAAAAUCUCACCGGCCAUGUCGGCCUCUACCUCCAGCGACAAGCCCAUCAGCGAGCUGGCUGCCUCUGUGUUGACCCAUCGCUUCCCGGAUUCAACAUCCUCUCCUGGUGAACAUGGGCUGGGACGAAUGCAGUUGUCGAUUCGCUAUAGCGCCCAGCGUCAAAAGCUAGAUGUGACUAUCCACAAGAUCCAGAAGAUACCACUUCGCGAUCCCAGCAACAUCCCUGAUCCGUAUGUGAAGCUGUAUUUGCUGCCUGGACGCAGCAAGGAGUCAAAACGCAAGACGGGCGUAAUUAAGGACAACUGCAAUCCUGUUUAUGAUGCAUCCUUUGAGUACCUGAUUUCCAUUGCCGAACUCAGGCAGACGGAACUCGAGGUGACGGUCUGCACACAAAAGGGAUUCUUAUCCGGUGGCAGUCCCAUCAUUGGCAUGUUGAGAAUACCUCUGGACGAUGCCGAGAUUACCACACAAGCUGGCUUGAAUUCUUGGUUUGACUUGCAGCCUGAAAUACGACACGAGUAAGGGGAACUGGAGUCAAACGAAUGCGGAGUCUCAUUACAGCACAAUCAACUGAAGAACAACUUAACACUUUUUUACCAAUCGCACUUAAAGCCUUUUGUAUUUGUUAUGUGUAUACUUUAUUUGGUCCCUAACCAAACGAAACAAAACUCUCUUAGUCGUGCCUCUAUAUUUAAAACUAUCAAUUUAUUAUAGUCAAAUAAAACGAACUGUGUUUUCAAACAAACAAAUACAUUUCAACAACAAAUCAGGGAUAUUUGGGAAACGGAUAGCAAAGGACUCAAAAAAACAUUUGAGCAUUCUUAUAAUUCCCAACUGAGUUUUCUGAAGGCCGUUCAUUUAUAUAGGUCCUUUUUCAACCCUACUUCGUUCUUGCUUCGGCAGAACAUAUACUAAAAUUGGAACGAUACAGAGAAGAUUAGCAUGGCCCCUGCGCAAGGAUGACACGCAAAAUCGUGAAGCGUUCCACAUUUUU
Molecule: messenger RNA, 3643 nt
Organism: Drosophila eugracilis
Lineage: Eukaryota; Metazoa; Arthropoda; Insecta; Diptera; Drosophilidae
Gene: Esyt2
Product: extended synaptotagmin-2
Exons: 10
Coding region: 610-3171 (853 amino acids)
Biological process (GO): lipid transport
Molecular function (GO): lipid binding
Source: RefSeq, a predicted model, not a curated record